UUGGACAGUCAGUACGCAAAGACGCGCUCGUCAGGAUUCCGCGCUAUUUGUCCUAUUUAAUCACUUGUGAUUAGCCAUAAACGCGUGGUUGCAACAUAAAGCUGUCUAAAGUUUAAAGGAUAUUGGAAACAUCUGUCAGGCUGAGCCUGUUUUGUUAUUAGGCUACUCGCUUCUCUUUUGUUUGGAGUGUAAUUCCAUUGAACUUGGUCCAUUGUUGUUGGAUGAGAAGCUCAACUUGGCAUUGAGGCUCCUGGGAUCCAAUACUACGGAGCAAACAGUGGUCAAUUUGCAGAUGUUGAAAGCUGGACGCUAUACUUUAAGGAUAAAAAUGGCCAUGUGUCCUGGAUACGUGGAAGAAGUUUCAUCCUGACCACUGUCCUGGAUCUACACCAUCAUAGGAAAGAGUGACUAAUCUCUUGGCAAAGAAAGACGUUGGUGAUUUUAUUUUUCUGUGGACCGUAUUGGAGUAGUCAUCAUGCCUAUUCUGAAGCAGCUUAUGUCCUCGUCCUCCCAGUCGAAGCGGCGUUCUCGUGCUGACCUGACUGCGGAGAUGAUCAGCGCACCUCUAGGAGACUUCCGUCACACUAUGCACGUGGGUCGAGGAGGCGACGCGUUUGGGGACACCUCCUUUCUUAGCAGUCGCUCAGGGGAGCCACCAAAGGAGCCGGAGGUACAGCAGAGCUCACCUAAACAGAGCCUCCUUUCCCGUACGUUCCGAAGCAGCAAGCGCUCCCAAUCGGCCAAUCGCGACAAACCUGACAAAUCCAAACUGGCGCCCCCUGGUGGUUCGCCGAGUUAUGUAAAAAACGCAAUCUCGCUGCCAUAUUUGAAUGACGAUGAUGCGGGACGAGGUACUGGAAUCCACCUUCCCAAGAGCGUGUCCUCAAGUCCUUUAAAGAAACUUCCAGAAGAUGAAGUAAAGCCGCUUAAUGGAGCCACAGCGCCUGCUGUAUCAGACGUGGAGCUGGACGAGAGGAGUUAUGGAGAGCUGACUGACUUGCGUCCAUCGGUUCCUUACACCGGAGGCAUGAAACAUGCCGAGUCCAUCAUGUCUUUCCACAUUGAUCUGGGUCCCUCAAUGCUGGGCGACAUCCUGGGCGUGAUGAACAAGAAGGGCUUUGACGAUGACGACCUGGGAUUUGAAGAAGGGAAGAGUAGCGAGGGGCGCAGCUCGCCACCCCAGAGCCCUCCCAAUGAGGUGGAAGAAGAGGACCCUCUUCCUCCGAUCCGGCCCCCACGGCAAAGGCCGGGCACCGACCCUUACACUCCAGAGCUCCAAACCAGGAACCGUCAACACCUGGACAGCUGUUCCCUCUCCAGUUCAGGGUCCACCAUGCUGGAUGAAAAAUCCCACAAUCAGAUGUAUGAGGGGAACAUGAACAACAUCAAGUGCAGCUCACCUCGAGUUCAAGACGAUAGGGACUUCUCCUACAUGGAUGAUGAUGAUGAUGAUGAUGAUGACGAUGAUGACGAGAUUAGGGUGUAAAGUGAACAGUCUUUGCAAAGAGUAAAAGAAGUGGUGGAGGUGGGUUGUGGUCGAUUGGUAGAUGUAAAGCUCGCACACUGACUUGGAGGACUGAUUUUAUAAUGGAGAUGAAAGGGAAAACGUAUGUUUUAGCCCUUGAUAAUGCUUUUUCAUUACAUUUUCUAGUUCAGGUAUACAAACCUUCUGUUACUAGUGACUUUCACCAGAGCCACCACAGCUGUGAGAGGAAUGUGCUUGCGUGUUUGCAUAUGCCGAAGCAAGGGAAUUCCAUUUCAAAUGGUAAUUACAGUCUCGUGAGUAUCAUUAAUGAAUUCCAGUGUUGACCACUUGGAAUGCUGAUACAGGAGGUUGAAACCAAGCCUCACAUUCUCCCAUGAUCGACGCAGUACUCUUGCUAAUGCCUUUAAACUCUGAAAAACGCUAAAGCCAACAGUCUUCAUUUUCCUAUGUUUUACAGCUUUUGAUUCCAUCUUUAAGUUAUAUCCUAAAUUUUGCUUUGUAUACAAAACCUUAAAUGAUGAUUGGAAUACCAUAAACGUGUUUGGAGGUUCAACAGAACACUUUACCUCUGGCAUACGUUACCCUUUUCCCAUCGGGUGUUGUUUAUGUAGUAGAUCUGGACUUUGUCAUGUGGUCCAUGCAUGUUUAAGAGGAUUUCCUGUCGGCUCACAUGAAAUUCUCAAUCAUGAGGAAUUCAGAUUGAUGGGAUGCAGAAACCAAAAGCAGUGGUGACGUCAGAUUACUUGUAGGCAGUAGAAUCAGUCCAAGUGGAACCAAUUAUGACUUUAAUUUUGUGUGUGUGUGAAUGAGGAUUGAUGUCAAGAGGGCUGAUGAGUGUGUUAUUUGAUUAUCAUUGUAUAGGCUCAGAGAUGAAGAGCGUAGCACUCUUAUUCAGGGUCUAGUGUAGUGCCUCGAACUUCAAGCUGUGCUCAUCAGCAGAAGUGGACCUGGAGGGUUUUCAUCUCUGAAUAACUCUUAUAGUUCUGUAUUUAGGUUUGAAGAGAGAUCUACACCCCAUGAUGAGAUUGCAACUUGUAUAGCCACUCUGUGAGUUAGUGCCAUACCCUUUGCGUCAGUUAAAUGUAGACAAAAAUGUAUAUUCCAUAACAAACAAUCGUCAGAGUUUGAAGGCGGGACUACGCAUUUGUUUGACCAGUGGCAGAUCUGGAAAUGUUUGAAAUAUGUUAGUGCCACAGAAACUACACGCGUCACGUUUAGGUCUCUAUAAUGAGACUUUCCAAACUAUGCUAACAGUUAGCAAAUUUCCCCAAAUACUGGCAAGAUACUUAACACUAUUAUAGUCUCUGAUUUACCAUUGAAAACAUAAAAUAAUUACCAUCUAUUAAUGUCCUGGUAGCCAAUCAAGUAUUAACUGUUCAUUGUACACUUUGGGAAAUUGAUUUUUUUUUUUUCUUAUGACACCGUUCUGUUUUGUGGAGAUAAUUUAAAAGCGUUACACUCUUGAUAUAUGUACAUCAUGUUCAGUUAUUAAUUUACUGUAUAUUUGAGUGUUUUGAUUGAUGCUAUUGUUUAGUCAACAGUGUUGGCCCUGUAAUCUGACAUUAUAUAAGCACACUAGGAACCGAAGAGAGCACCAUUUGUAGAAUUGGUUAUUUUCAGUUGGUUUCUGUGGUAUAGAAUUGUUUGUUCAGAUCUCUCUGUGGCCUUUUACCUACACUUUGUGAGCUUAGUAAGGUUUUGUAUCAGCUUUAACACUCCAAAACCACAGCAACAUUCUUUCCUUGCUCACCUGUCAGUGUUUUUCGUUGGUUUGUGAAAUCGGCAUGUUUGAACAGAGGAACAAGUAAGGUACGAUUUAUAAGAGCUCUAGAAAGAUGUUUGUAAUGCUGACUCCAUGUUUCUUAGGGUGCUUUUCAGGGUGGGUAUAGGAUGGUUUGGAAAGGGCUUUAUUAAUGGGGUACGAGAGGCUUGUGUUGCCUUAUAUCUGGUUGAAAUGCUGCAUCGUGCCGUUUUGUCUGCAAGCACAAACGGAAGAUAAUCAAAUGUGCCAAUGUCUUCUCUUCCUCUCUUUUGCUGCCCUAUUUUUGUUCAAUUUAUGGGUUAAGGAAGUGGUCGUGGAGAUAUCACACUGCACGCAAAGCUUUUGAAGACGACCAGAUGUCCGUAACUGGAUUUGUGAGACUGAAAGUGAGCUGGAACGCUGGACUGUAACAGUUUUUGAGAGCAGCAGGGCUCCCUCUACAGUUUUUGAGUAGUUUUCUUUCAGCCCAUUAAUACUUUUUACUUGUAUCUAUGCUUACCGAGACAAAACUCUUACCAUACAUAUACAAUUGCAUAGAGGUUUCUAUAGUUUCUUUGCUUGAUUAUUACAUGCACACAGGUUUGUAAUAGUUUAUAAUGCCACAUCUUCCUACAGCUGCUACAGAAAAUGGUGACAAUACACUAAAGUAUAGUAUAAAACCAUCUCUUUAAUUUCUAGGUAUUUGCUGUUUUAUCUUUUUUCACUUAAUGUCUGUAUCAUUCUGUACUGAAAUAAUGUCUAUAAUGACCUGCCUCUCUUUCCCUUGCAAAAUAACAGUUAUAUUUUUCAAUAAAAGAAAA
Molecule: messenger RNA, 4048 nt
Organism: Sinocyclocheilus grahami
Lineage: Eukaryota; Metazoa; Chordata; Actinopteri; Cypriniformes; Cyprinidae
Product: cdc42 effector protein 4-like
Exons: 2
Coding region: 476-1486 (336 amino acids)
Biological process (GO): Rho protein signal transduction; positive regulation of pseudopodium assembly; positive regulation of actin filament polymerization
Cellular component (GO): cytoplasm; plasma membrane; cytoskeleton
Molecular function (GO): small GTPase binding
Source: RefSeq, a predicted model, not a curated record